This is a messenger RNA of Pygocentrus nattereri (red-bellied piranha), 4060 nucleotides long. It is a transcript of the gene adra1ab, whose product is annotated as adrenoceptor alpha 1Ab. The record is from RefSeq and is a predicted model, not a curated record. The transcript has 5 exons. Gene Ontology annotation, cellular component: membrane. Bases 436 to 1821 code for a protein of 461 amino acids. NCBI's taxonomy places the organism in Eukaryota, Metazoa, Chordata, Actinopteri, Characiformes, Serrasalmidae. Gene Ontology annotation, biological process: adenylate cyclase-activating adrenergic receptor signaling pathway; cell-cell signaling; phospholipase C-activating G protein-coupled receptor signaling pathway. Gene Ontology annotation, molecular function: alpha1-adrenergic receptor activity.
GGCUCCUUCACUCUGUGGGGAGCUGGGAGAAUGCUGUGUGCAGAGAUGCUGCUGUCAAAUCAAUUUUCUCUUUCUUCUCAAUGAAACUACCAUUUCCAAUCAUUGGGACUCUUCAGUCUACUGCGAGAGAAGGAUUCUUGAGUCAAAGCGCAUUUUUAGAAGAGCAAUACAUCACUGAAGACGGGAAGGAGCGAUGUGCGAUUGCCAACCCUGCGGGAAAAUGAAGCUUCAUUUAAAGAGCUCAUGGUCUCCAUUUUUCUUAUAUUUUAUUUUUUCCUUGUGAAAUAUGCUUAUAAGGUCGAGAUCAAGUCCUAACUCGUUUGGAAGAGGAUCUCUCCAGACACGGAUGCUGUGCAUUGUAAUCUAACUACAGUUUGAUAUGGGAGGACACCAAAAGAACUAACUUCUAACAUUCCAGUUCAUGCUGGAGCCAAAAUGGUGCCAGUUGAGGAUAAUUUCACCACUGUCCCACUUUUGGAUGGCUGUGCGAACUGCAGCCUUCCAUCAUCCUACCACAUAGACCUUCCAAAGGCAGUGGUCAUGGGGCUGGUGUUCAUGCUCUUCAUUGUUUUUGGUGUGAUGGGCAACAUCCUGGUCAUCCUGUCUGUGGCCUGCCAUCGGCACCUCCGUUCGGUCACCCAUUACUUCAUUGCAAACCUGGCUGUGGCCGACCUCCUCCUGAGCUCUGUGGUGCUGCCGUUUUCGGCCUCCUCUGAGCUCCUGGGCUACUGGGUGUUCGGCCGGCCGCUGUGCAAUGCCUGGACGGCGCUGGACGUCCUCUGCUGCACAGCAUCCAUCCUUAGCCUCUCAGUCAUCUCCGUGGAUCGCUGCCUGGCUGUCAGCUACCCACUGCGCUACCCCUCUCUGGCCACCAGCGGGCGCGGUUUGGGUGCAGUCGCCGCUGUUUGGAGCCUUUCAGCUGCCAUCUCGGUCGGGCCCCUUUUCGGAUGGAGAGAGCCGAUGCCGGAGGACGAGUCAGUUUGUAGGGUAAAUGAAGACCCGGGCUACGCCAUCUUCUCAGCCGCAUGCUCCUUCUACCUCCCACUGACUGUGAUCCUGGUCAUGUACUGCAGGGUGUAUGUGGUAGCCUGGAGGAAGAGCCGGAGUCUGCGUGAUGGGCGGCAGCAGGACGGUGGGUCACUCAGAAUCCACUGUGGAAACACUCAGCGCUGUCAGGCUCAUGGCCAGAGCAGGAAUGGAGAUGGAGCGGCUGUGGGGAAAUGUCGCUCCCACUGCAGCCUUGUGAGGCUGCUCACGUUCUCCCGAGAGAAGAAAGCUGCAAAGACCCUGGGCGUGGUGGUGGGCUGCUUCAUUCUCUGCUGGCUUCCUUUCUUUCUCGUGCUGCCCAUCAGUUCCAUCUUCCCGUCUCACCGGCCCUCAGAGACCGUGUUUAAAAUCACCUUCUGGCUGGGUUAUUUCAACAGCUGCCUCAACCCAAUCAUCUACCCCUGCUUCAGCCAGGAGUUUAAGAAGGCCUUCCAGAAUGUUCUGAGGGGUCACUGCUUUCACAGAGUGGCUAGACCCUGGAGCCCCCCAGCUGUGGGUUCUUUUACGCCACCAUCCUCCCAAACUGCCUCAUCCUCCAACUCUGCUACUCCUUCUGCGGGUUUGAGGGCUGGGAGUGGCUCUCCUGUUGCCAUGGUGACCACUGAGCAGCCUUGCAUGGCAGGAUCACAUGGUACAAGCCUUCUGAAGGCCUGCUGUUUCAAUGCUAAGGUAAAAUCUACUAGCACAGCAUGUCUACAGCUGUCUGACAGCACAAGUCCUGCCCCACCAAAGACUCACCUGGUCAUGGGCAUGAAAGGAGGGCAAGCUGUGUAAGAGUUUACCAUCAUUAUUGAUUUUAAUAUAACAGCUGGACUCCACUGAGGACUUUCUUAAAGGACUAGCUGGACCAAACAUGCUAAUGUGGGUAAUAACUGAAGGUUAGUAGCCAUGAAUUAAUGUGAUGUCAUUUGCAUAAUGCUAACUGAUGGCUAUUGGCUUUUAUUCACUGCGUCAUUAGUACUUUUGACUGAAGUGUUGUAAAAAGUGUAUGUUGAUUCCUGAUUCACAUUUGAUGUGCUAAUGGAUCAUGUUGUGGGCUACAAGUAAGGAGAACUCAGCACUGUUCUGUUCAUACAAAGCAUACAAAAGCAGAGAGCUGAAGUCAGAAGAGAACCUUAAGGUCUAUGGUGCCACCUGCUGGACGCUUCUCAUCUCUGCCCUUCAUUCUGACUUCCCACCAGAAGUUUGGGGACACCUUACCUUCUAUCGAACAUAAAGUGUGCCACAGAGUUCUUGGGCUGGUGCCAUAGAAGGACCACUUUUGUCUCCCUAAAGAACUAUGUUGAAAAAAGAGAUCUGUGAAAAUGAAGUUCCUUACAAAGAUUUAAAGAACUUUUAGAAGGUCUUUAUACUUUUCUUACUCUUUAAAGGUUUAAAGAACCUUCACACAGUUUAAAGGUUUUUUUUUUUAAACCAGUUUAAGGGUUCUUCCAAGAACCUUUAUAUCAUGUAGAUUAUACUUUUAAGAUUAUAAAGAACCUUCACAAAAAGUAAAGAUUCUCACAUACUGUCUGCUCAGGGGCUAGAACCAGGGCUGGUUUCCUAAACUUUCCUUCAUGUGGAAAUUAUUUACACCUUUUAAAGUUAUUAAGAACCUUCACAAAAUGUAAAGGUUAUAUACUGAUUUAAGGGUUCUUGCAUGAACCACUUCAUCAUGUGGAUGUUUUUGCAUUUUUUUUAAAGCUAUAAAGAACCUUCACAUAGUGUAAGGGUUCUAGAUCAAGUUCUAUACCAAGUUCUUGCUAGAACCUUUACAUUAUGUUUCUCAUACUUUUUAAAUGUGUAAAGAUCCUUCACGUAAAGGUUUUAUACAAAUUUAAGGUUUCAUCUUAGAACAUUUACAUCAUAUGGAGUUUUUUAAAAUACAUUUUAUAGGUUUAAAGAACUUGCACAAAAUGUAAAGGUUCUUUACAAAUGCUUUACAUUAUGUUGAUGUAUUUUAGAGGUUUAAAAACUUUCCCAUAAUGUAAAGGUUCUAUACUGAUUUAAGGAAACCUUUCAUCCUGGAAACCUUACAUUAUAUGAAGGCACUUUAUACUUUUCAGAGGUUUAAAGAAUGUUUGCAUAACAUAAAGGUUCUAUUCCAAUUUACAGGUUCUUCCUAGAGGUUGUUUGUAAAUUUUAAAGGAUUAAAGAACCUUCAUAAGAUGUAAAACAUCUAUACCAAUAUAAGAAUUUUUUAAACUUUAAGACGGUUUACAAAUUUACAUAUUUCUUUUAUAAAUAGAUUCUCUAAAGAACCAUAAUUUGAGAGGUUCUCUAGGGAGGCAGAAGUCGUUUUUCUAAAAAAACGUUUUGGUACUUCUGUUUUAGGAGUGUAAUGUUUGAUUUUAACUGUGAAUUUUCAGUCAAUUAAGAAAAGUACCUUUAGCAGUGGCUUAGUAAACACAGUUCAGAUGUUUGCUGGUGAUAUAUUUAUGACUGAGUGUCAUGUUUAUCAAAGUGUCUUCCUCAGUAUGAAACCAGUGCUUGUCUAAAUGAAUUGACAGUUUUCUUUUCCAAACUAUUGUUAAAAGCACAGACUGAAACUCUUUUGACCCAAAACACCUGAAAGGUUGGAGUGCUGAUGACCGCUGGCAUCACAACAAGGGGAAACAAUGAGAAGUUUCCUCCUCCGGAGUGAAUCCUUCCUCAUCAAACCACUUUGAAUGACUUUUUUUUACGUCUCAACCACUGAAUUAUGAGGAAUUUGGGUGGAAUUCCCCUAUAAGAAACUGAAAACUAUCCAAAUGCCCUUUCAGAGAGAGCAGUAUGUCAUCUCUGGAGAGAGGAAUGUUUGGUCUGUGCUGUGAAGCGCUAUUCAAAGCUCAGAACUGUUUCUGGUGAUAUGGACACAUGCUUUUCUCAUCAUCAGCAGUUUCAGGAAGUUUUGCUUGCAUGCGUAACUACAGAUGUCGUCUCAACGUGCCAAGCACUUGGUUCAUAAAAUAUAUUUAGCUGCUGCUGCGUAUAAAAAUGCCUUACAAUGAAUUUUACUGUACUGAUGGACAUGAAUCCAUAAACGAACUUGCUG